Messenger RNA from Procambarus clarkii (red swamp crayfish), 6851 nucleotides. Lineage: Eukaryota; Metazoa; Arthropoda; Malacostraca; Decapoda; Cambaridae. The record is from RefSeq and is a predicted model, not a curated record.
AUGACGUCACAAGAAAACGAUGACGUCAUCGUCAUGUUCCUCUACGUUAAAUCCGGUGAAGCUAACGUGAAUGUAUUAUGUUACAGACUUAACAAGAGUCACCGGGCGGCCCAGGAUGCGGAGUACCCGGCCUACGGGGUGACGGGACCCAACAAGGACCUCUCCCCGUCCUCCGGGGACCGCAAGCUGGCCCAGUCUGCCCACAUGUACCAUUACCAACACCAGAAGCAGCAGAUGAUCGCCCUGGAUAAGUCGUCCGGGGGAGAGCGUCACGGGUCGGCCUCGGACGUGGACUCCGAGGAGGAGGGUGAGGACAAUGAGUACACCGUCUACGAGUGUCCAGGACUCGCUCCGACUGGUGAGAUGGAGGUGAAGAACCCUUUGUUCCAUGACGAUCCCACACCCGCCACGCCCUCCAUGAGAAAGGAGACUGAAGAGGCACAGAAGGACGAGCAGAAGGAGGAGGAGGAGGAGGACAAGAAGGAGGAGAAGGAAGAGGAGGAGAAGAAGCAGCAGGACGAACUCAAAGCCAAAUGAAUGCAGCGUACUGGAACGUUGGAAGCAGGACAGCUCACAUAUGCUUAAGCGUGUCAAAAUAUUGUAUACAGUAUGUUAUAAUGUAUAAACUAAAGAUGUGUCAGCAAUCAGUAAAAGGAGUAUAAUCAGUGUUUGGAGAGUGAUCUUAUAAGAGCCAGCACAAUAGGACGCAAAUAUAAAUAUAUAUACAGGCAUUAUAACAUACUUAAUGUACUGUACAACAACAAAUUACAGCAGAGAUAAUGUUUAACUGUAUUGAAAACCCAGAAAUGUUAAAAUCGAAAUGUCAUUUAUCGAUCUAAGUUUAAUAAUAAUUCUCAUUAAAACUAUAAUUCCGCAUAAUUAUAGCAUGAGGCAGGAGAAAGGCGUUAAUGAGGUUUCAAGGCUAUGUAUUGCCAGACUAGGAACAAUAUUGAAAAGAUCAAGGUGUUGAGAGCUCGUAUGCUUGCAUAGCUGUACUGGCUGUGGCAACACUGCCUGUAGCUAUAGAAAGGUGAUUUGUAUGUAAACAGCUGAAAGUUUUAGCAAGAUAACUGGUAUACAUAACAGCUGAGAGUAACUAUAGUAAGAUCACUGGAACACAAAACAGCUGAGAGUAACUAUAGUAAGAUCACUGAUACACAAAACAGCUGAGAAUAACUAUAGUAAGAUCACUGGUACACAAAACAGCUGAGAGUAACUACAGUAAGAUCACUGGAACACAAAACAGCUGAGAGUAACUAUAGUAAGAUCACUGAUACACAAAACAGCUGAGAAUAACUAUAAUAAGAUCACUGGUAUACAAAACAGCUGAGAGUAACUAUAGUAAGAUCACUAGUAAACAAAACAACUGAGGGUAACUAUAGUAAGAUCACUAGUAAACAAAACAACUGAGGGUAACUAUAGUAAGAUCACUGAUACACAAAACAGCUGAGGGUAACUAUAGUAAGAUCACUAGUACACAAAACAGCUGAGAGUAACUACAUGUUGGAGUUUUGCUUGGUGAGUCUUUACCCACAAAUGUCUGCACUAGUUUAGGACGACUCAGAAAUAGGAAUUAUUAUAUAAUUUAUCUGGUAUUAUGAUAUAAUUAAAAGUUGGAAAUUUCUUAACAGUUAUCUACAGUUGACCCAAGUACGAAAAAUAGCCUUUCAGAAGAAUUCAUUAUUAGAUAUUGCCUCAAAAAUGCUGCCACCUGCCAAUGCUGAAUUAAACAAAUGCUAGCGUUGAUGUCAUUCUCAUAAAUAUAUUGCAGUGAAUUAAUAUAUUUCUUAAAUUGGUUUUGCAUGGAGCUAAAGGGACUGUACAUGUGGUGUGCAAGGCUAAAGUUGUGUGUUCUGUGACACACCUAGGAUGCAGGCUGGUCCUAAUAUUUAUCAUCUAGGAUGCAGGCUGGUCCUAAUAUUUACCAUCUAGGAUGCAGGCUGGUCUUAAUGUUUACCAUCUAGGAUGCAGGCUGGUCUUAAUGUUUAACACUAAAGAUGCAGGCUGGUCUUAAUGUUUAUCAUCUAGGAUGCAGGCUGGUCUUAAUAUUUAACACUAAAGAUGCAGGCUGGUCUUAAUGUUUAUCAUCUAGGAUGCAGGCUGGUCCUAAUAUUUAUCAUCUAGGAUGCAGGCUGGUCCUAAUAUUUACCAUCUAGGAUGCAGGCUGGUCCUAAUAUUUAUCAUCUAGGAUGCAGGCUGAUCUUAAUAUUUAUCAUCUAGGAUGCAGGCUGGUCUUAAUGUUUAUCAUCUAGGAUGCAGGCUGGUCUUAAUGUUUACCAUCUAGGAUGCAGGCUGGUCUUAAUGUUUAACACUAAAGAUACAGGCUGGUCUUAAUGUUUAACACUAAAGAUGCAGGUUAACUUUAAUACACUUAAGAUGUAGACUGGUCUUAGUGUUUAAUAUUUAAGAUGCAGGCUAAUGUUAUAUGUGCAGAUUUAACACCAAAGAUGUAGGCUGGUCUUAAUGUUUAACACCUAAGAUGCAAGCUGGUUGGUCUUAAUGUUUAACACUAAAGAUGCUGGCUUAUUUUAAUAUUUUAACACUUAAGAUGCAGGCUGGUCUUAAUGUUUAACACAUAUGAUGCAGGCUGGUCUUAAUAUUUAAGUCAUAUUUUGUACUUAUUAAAUCUGUCAUCUCUUAGUACAAAAGAAACAGGACAUUAUCCAUUAGUUUCUCAGCAUUAGCAUAGUAUGAGCUUUGUCUAGUCUCAUCUUAAAAUAUUUUUCAAUAUAUUUUCCAAGAAUUUUAAGCAUUUUCUUAUGAAGAGAAUAAAAUAGGGAUUUAUUCUUAAAUUCUAUAGCUCAAUGCACUUAUGGUAAUCAUAACAAAAUGUCAGUGAUUCAACCAAAAUAUAUUUAAAUAACUUUAUUUUAUAUAUGCUUAAAUGAGACAAAAACAAUCAGGCAUAAGUGUUAUUUUUUGUUUACUAAUGUGUGGGCUGAAAAUCAAGACCGUCAAAGUCUUCACUUUAACCAACUGAAGUUUGAAGUGUCAGAAGCAUUCACGUGCAGCAUCGAUUUCCAAACAAAGAUUAUUUGUCUACCUUUUGUUUUGUGCACUAAUAAGCCUGAUGAUGUUUGGAAAGAGGCACCUUAGCCACCGUCAACAACAGUAACGCAACUGUAACCAAAGCCCUAGUCAUUUGUUUUUAUGUAUGGUUUGAGUAUCCUCUUAUAUAUAUAUAUAUAUAUGCUUUUCUGUAAAAAGCAUGAAUAAAGCUAAAAUAUAAUUUUAUGUAUAUAUUUUUGUAUAUGUAUGUAUAAGUAUGAAUGAGUAUAAAUAUAUGUUCUUUUCAUUUUAUGCAUUAAUUUAUAGCUCUGGAGACAGAGUCUCAGAGCAACGACACCCAACUUUCUUUACGUUUUGUCACAUCUACAAUUAAGAUCAUAUGCUGAAUGUUAUUCACUCUCCCUACAAUUCUAUAUAUUUCUUUGGCACAUUUGAGUUUCCAACUUCCAUCUGUGUCUCACCACCCCCUCCAUUUUGUUCAAGCUGUGGCCCACCUUUUAUGUUCCACCUGUUCCAGCUGUGUCAUUCCACCUGUUCCAGCUGUGUCAUUCCACCUGUUAUGUUCCACCUGUGUCAUUCCACCUGUAAUGUUCCACCUGUGUCAUUCCAAUCUGACUCCACCUUUCUAACUUGGUCAUUCCCUACAUGUGUUCUCUCUGUUCCAUUCCUCUCUUUUCCAAACAGUUUUCCCUCAUCUUCUUUUUUUUAUUAUUCCUGUGAGUAUCAUGACUUAUAAUUAUAUCUUUUCCAGAACUUCACAUGAUUAAUUUGAGGCUAAAUUAUCUUAGCAUAUCCCCAUAUCCCAUUACUCCUGCUUUGGCUUUGGAACCACCAUCUGAGAUGCUUCUGUACUUUCUUUAUUCUAAUUUAUUUGGUUGAUUAGGUCAGAGCCUCUAGACCCAUCAGAUGACUGAUGUUAUAUUCUAUUUCGAAUGUCUUGUCUGGAGUGUGUCUCCACUACUACUUCAUUUUGUUCAUUCCACAAUUAAACUAGUCCUUACUGGAGGAAAAAUUCCUUUUAUGUCUCGGGGUCAUUUGAACAUUACAUUUCCAUCUCUGUGUUAUUUUGUGUGUGUGUGUGUGUGUGUGUGUGGGGGGGGGGGGUGACUGUGUAUGAAUGUGUGUACAUGCAUACAUACAUUACAUAUAUAUACUGUAGACUUUUUUCCAAGGUUUUGUCCUUUUAAACAAUUUUUUUUUUUGUUAUAAUUUAGUUUGCAAAUUAUAUUUUAUGUAUAAUGUACAGUUUAAAUUAAGUUUGAUCUAUAUCUUCAUGAAGUUCAGAUGUGGAGAUUUAUUACAGGGAUAAGAUAUAGUGACUGUACGUAUGCGUAGCUGAUUAUCCGUAUCUGUACAUACGCAUGACUAGUACAACACACCAAUAGAGAGAAGCACUGAAACGUACUGUAUAUCUGGGUUUAGUAUGAUGGGAUUUUUGUUUUUGUUUUUUUUAAUAUAAACAUGGUAAAGGUUUUUUCAAAGUUGAUUGCAAGAUGUUCACUAUUUUCUAGUGUUGGAUGUACUUGAGCAGGUGACGAACGACCACUUAAAAGUUUUAUAAUUUCCAUAAAAUCAUGUAUGUAUUUUGUGGCAAUUAGUUUGAUGGAAUUCAGUAACUCAGCAUCAAUAAUUUAUUUCUUAUUAGUAGUUAUUUCAAUCAUUAAAAAUUGAAAAAUAUAAACAUUAGUAACACAGUUAAUAGUUAAGGAGUACAUUUCAAUUACGUUAACUGGGAAAAUAUUUUGGUGAAUAUAUCUCUGUAAAGUAGUUGAAUCUUGGAAUAUCUUGGCUCAUAACAUAGAAAUAAUAAUAUAAAGAAGUAUUUCUAAGCUAGUCACUAACAUCUGCCCAACAUACUACCCAAUAAUUGUUUGAAAUGUAUCGCAUUCUCCAAGUUCAUGAUACUGUGCAAAAUCCCUUCACAAGAUCUGAAAACCAUUUUCUGAAGCAAAGAUAAUUGUUAUGCUUGAAAAGAAGAAUCUACCACCUGUAUCAGUCUUAUGUAGUGUAUAUUAAAUAUGCCAUUGGGUUUGUCAACUGAUCUGAGGCUUGCCUUCUUAUUCCUCUCAACUUCAUAAAGUCUUACAAGGAAGUAGAGAUAAAAAGUAUUGUCUUCCUGAUAAUUGAUAUAAGCAUGAAAAACGUGCAAGAUUGUUGAGGAUUCUGCAGCUGUCAUGAGAGAGAGGAAAUGGGAACAUGAAAAACAAGAGUUGUACUGCAAAGAUUAUAUUAAGAAAUAGACAUGGUCUAAGUAAGAAUAUGUAUCCACUUGUAUAUAAAUGAGACACUCGCUUAUGAAGGCUUGGUUCAGUAUGUAUGGAUUAAAAAUAUUUUACAAGGAAUCUGAAGACAAACAAAUACAUUUCAAAACAGAAAAAAAGCUUGCUAAGCUUUUUUCAAGACCUCUUAUAAUAGUCAGUGUUGUGUUACAUUUAGGGAAUGGUUUAUAGACAUAAAAUUAUGAAAAUAAAUAUUUAUUGCAUGCCUUGAUUGUCUUUAUGUUCAGUAUUACCAAGUAUACAUACGUAUAUAUAAAUAUAUAUAUGAACAGUAAUUAGUGUUGAGUGAUUUAGAAUUAAGGAGAGUCUAGUUAGUUUGCCUGGGAACAAAUAUAUUUUUGCUGUAUCAGAUUGUAUAUUUAAAAAAAGAAAGCCUUUCAUUAAUUCAUAAUACGUAAAAAAAAUACCUGAGGCAUUGAGGCUUGUUGUCUUAAGUACAGAAAGUAACCAUCAUUCAGACAAGAUGAUCAACCAAGAUGUUCGUGAUUCAUCUUCUGAUGGUCCUUGCCUCUGUAACCUGAGCAUACAGUACAUCCAAGCUAGUAAGACCCCUGUCGUGAAAACUAAUUAGUAUUACCAUUUCCCAAGUACUGUACAUUUACUAGCAUUUGCCAUAUUAAGAACAACACUACAGGCAAAGGAAGAAGAUAGAGGUAAUUUCUUGACCAGGGCUGUUCUAAAGGAGCAUUACUCUGAUUUUGAGAAAGGUACCUUAUCUCUGCAGCCCCGUAUGCUUUCACAUGUAUGCUUCAGUUUUGUGUGGCUGUGGGUGUGGUUUUGUGUGGGUGUGGCUGCACUCCGUGGCUGAUGACAAGAAGUUAGCAUAGCCUCAGACACGCUGCUAUAUCCAGUAUCACAUUUAGAUUGUAGCGAUGUGCGAAGCAGACGUGAAAAACUGUAGCGGGGUAACUCAGGAGAAAAUUUUCAUUCUCUUUUUGGUUUAAGCUCCAUAUCAGAGAAUCUCUCAGACAAAAAGAAAUUCACACAUGGUAAAUUUUGACAUGUUUUUCUUUUUUGUUCUGAGCAAUUUACCUAUGUCUUCUCAAUCAUAUCUCGUGUAAGAGAAAUUUGUUAAUAUGACAAUAUGGUUCACUGUGGCUAUUAAACAGUCGGGGCAAUUUGACACAAGGGACAUAACACAUCACAUCCAUUGGUGAACCAAAUUAUUUAUAUAUAUGCAUAUUUGACCAGAAAUUGAGGUUCAGCAUUGUUUUGUGUUCUCCACAAAAAAGGUAUUGUAAUCCAAAUUAAGACUCAAGUACACAAAACACUAAUAUCAUGCUUCCUGAAAUCUUAUUUUGUACGAAUUUGUACUUCCAAUAUUUGUAAUACUUAUACUGUACUAUGUUUAAUUUGUUAAGUGACAUUUAACCAUUUCAUGUGGAGUAGCUGUAUUAUGUAUAACAUCUCAUCAACGUAAAUUGAUAUUCUUGCCUAUUAAGGAUUAGUAAUUGAAAAUAUAACUUGGAAGACAAAAAAAAUGCAACUCAAAAAUUAAUGAAACUGGUUUAGAAUUUUACCAGAUUGUAUGAUAAUUAAAGCAUCAGAUUUUUAGUUCAGAAA